UGUUGAUUAGUCCUACUCCGCCCACCUGUGUUUUACCAUCACCAGAAGAACCAACCUUUUCCCCCAUUCCUAUUGUGGUCACCUUUACUAUUAGGUCUCACUCUCACACUCACCCUGCAAUUUCUGCAAAUUUGUUUCAAAAUUCUUGCGAUUCAAAUUUCUGAACUCGAAUAUGAAUUGUCAGGCACUGAAAAUGAUAGUGAAUUCUCCUUGUCCUACUUCUCCUUCGGCUUCUGGACGCAGAUUUCCACGGCUGUUGCCCCGGACAGUCUCUACCUCCCAAAGGAUACAUCAUUGCUCUGGGGUCCAUCUGGAGGCUUUUCUUACAUCUGAUCUAUCAGAUAAAUAUCUAGUUGCAAAAUAUUCCUUGCGACGCUCUGGAACACAAUGUUCAAUCUCUAAGCAGCCACUCAACAAAAAUUCUUGGCCCCUUGGAGCUAUGGUGGCCUCAAAAUCUCAGGAUGUCUCCACCACAUCUCGUGUUGGUGACGAAAACAUAGGAGUCUUGUUGCUGAACCUUGGAGGUCCUGAAACUCUUGACGAUGUGCAGCCUUUCCUAUUUAACCUCUUUGCUGACCCGGAUAUCAUACGAUUGCCAAGAUUGUUUCGCUUUCUUCAAAAGCCCUUGGCACAAUUUGUAUCUGUUCUGAGGGCACCCAAGAGCAAAGAAGGCUAUGCCUCCAUUGGUGGUGGUUCCCCUCUUCGACGGAUAACCGAUGCACAGGCUGAAGAGUUGGGGAAGUCGCUCUGGGCAAAGAAUGUACCAGCAAAGGUUUAUGUCGGUAUGCGUUACUGGCAUCCCUUUACUGAAGAAGCCAUCAAACAGAUAAAAAGAGAUGGAAUUACAAAGCUUGUUGUGCUUCCGCUGUAUCCUCAAUUCUCUAUAUCAACAAGCGGUUCUAGCCUUAGACUUUUGGAAAGCAUAUUCCGGGAGGACGAAUAUCUAGUUAACAUGCAGCACACAAUCAUACCAUCCUGGUACCAGCGUGAAGGCUACAUAAAGGCCAUGGCAAAUUUAAUUGAGAAGGAAUUAGAAAAUUUUGACUGCCCUGAGAAGGCUGUGAUAUUUUUUAGCGCUCAUGGGGUGCCACUUGCAUAUGUGGAAGAGGCUGGUGAUCCCUACAAGGCAGAAAUGGAGGAAUGUGUAGAUUUAAUAAUGGAAGAGUUAGAGAAGAGAAGUAGAAGUAAUCCCUACACUCUUGCUUAUCAGAGCAGAGUUGGACCUGUGGAGUGGCUAAAACCAUAUACUGAUGAGACAAUCAUUGACCUCGGAAGAAAAGGAGUUAAAAGCCUUUUGGCUGUUCCAAUUAGUUUUGUUAGUGAGCAUAUUGAAACUCUAGAGGAGAUUGAUGUUGAGUACAAAGAGUUAGCUCUAAAGUCUGGUAUAGAAAAAUGGGGACGUGUUCCUGCACUAGGCUGUGAACCCACAUUCCUUUCGGAUUUGGCAGACGCUGUCAUUGAGAGUCUUCCCUAUGUUGGUGCUAUGGCCAUGUCAAAUAUCGAAGCUCGACAGUCGUUAGUUCCACUCGGCAGUGUGGAAGAGUUAUUGGUGGCAUAUGAUUCACAACGUAGGGAGCUUCCCCCACCAGUUACAGUAUGGGAAUGGGGUUGGACAAAAAAUGCUGAAACUUGGAACGGAAGAGCAGCCAUGCUGGCAGUGCUUGUUCUAUUGGUCCUGGAAGUAACAACCGGAGAAGGUUUCAUACAACAGUGGGGGACAUUGCCCUUAUUUCGCUGAAUGCUUCUCAACGUGCACCAUACCAAGUGAGUACAAAUGAUAUCCCGUGAAUAAACCAGCCUCCAUAUGCUUUUUUGCUCUAUUGCCUAUUUGCCUCUUCGUCACACUACAUUGAAUAUGGAAGUAGUCUAUUAGAUUAGGUGCAAGAUGCAACACGUUUGAUGGGUGAUGAGAACUAAAAUGCCUUCAGUAAGGAAAAUAAUAAUAAUUGUAUUAUAGAUAUUAUUUUCUUUUCUUUUUCCCCGAUCUAUGUGCUUAAAGUAUAAUUUUGGAGGUACAUAUGUUCUUUUAUAAAGUUUAGCCCUUUGUAUAAAAUUUUAUCUAGAGUUCGAACCA
This is a messenger RNA of Tripterygium wilfordii, 2074 nucleotides long. Its product is annotated as ferrochelatase-2, chloroplastic-like. Gene Ontology annotation, biological process: heme biosynthetic process. The record is from RefSeq and is a predicted model, not a curated record. Lineage: Eukaryota; Viridiplantae; Streptophyta; Magnoliopsida; Celastrales; Celastraceae. Bases 173 to 1738 code for a protein of 521 amino acids. The transcript is spliced from 10 exons. Gene Ontology annotation, molecular function: protoporphyrin ferrochelatase activity.